AUGACUUCCUGCAGCCGCCAGUUCUCCUCCAGCUCCAUGAAGGGCUCCUGUGGCAUCGGUGGGGGCUCCAGCCGCAUGUCGUCCGUGCUGGCGGGGGGCGCCUGCCGGGCACCCAGCGCCUACGGGGGCAUGUCCAUGUCCUCCUCCCGCUUCUCCUCCGGGGGGGCCUGCGGCAUGGGGGGCGGCUAUGGCGGCGGCUUCAGCAGCAGCAGCAGCUUCGGAGGUGCAGGAUGUGGUGGCGGUUUCGGCGGUGGUUUCGGCGGUGGUUUCGGCGGUGGCUUUGGUGGUGGCUUCGGUGGGGGCCUGGGCGGUGGCGAUGGCCUGCUCUCCGGGAACGAGAAGGUGACCAUGCAGAACCUCAACGACCGCCUGGCCUCCUACCUGGACAAGGUGCGGGCCCUGGAGGAGGCCAACACCGACCUGGAGGUGAAGAUCCGCGACUGGUACCAGAGGCAGCGUCCCCAGGAGAGCAAGGACUACAGCCCCUACUUCCGGACCAUCGAGGAGCUGCGCAGCAAGAUCAUUGCUGCCACCAUCGACAACGCUCAGCCUAUCCUGCAGAUCGACAAUGCCAGGCUGGCUGCCGAUGACUUCAGGACCAAGUACGAGCAUGAGCUGGCCCUGCGCCAGAGCGUGGAGGCUGACAUCAACGGCCUGCGCCGGGUGCUGGACGAGCUGACCCUGGCCAGAACUGACCUGGAGAUGCAGAUCGAGGGCCUGAAGGAGGAACUGGCCUACCUGCGCAAGAACCACGAGGAGGAGAUGCUUGCCCUGCGUGGCCAGACCGGCGGGGACGUCAGCGUGGAGAUGGAUGCCGCUCCCGGUGUGGACCUGAGCCGCAUCCUCAACGAGAUGCGUGAUCAGUAUGAGCAGAUGGCCGAGAAGAACCGCAGAGACGCCGAGGCCUGGUUCCUGAGCAAGACUGAGGAGCUCAACAAGGAAGUGGCGUCCAACAGCCAGCUGGUGCAGAGUAGCCGCAGUGAGGUGACUGAGCUCCGGCGCACGCUCCAGGGCCUGGAGAUUGAGCUGCAGUCCCAGCUCAGCAUGAAAGCCUCCCUGGAGGGCAGCCUGGAAGAGACCAAGGGCCGCUACUGCAUGCAGCUGUCCCAGAUCCAAGGGCUCAUUGGCAACGUGGAGGAGCAGCUGGGCCAGCUGCGCUGCGAGAUGGAGCAACAGAGCCAGGAGUACCAGAUCCUGCUGGACGUGAAGACUCGGCUGGAGCAGGAGAUCGCCACCUACCGUCGCCUGCUGGAGGGCGAGGAUGCCCACCUCUCCUCUGCUCAGUUCUCCUCUGGCUCCCAGUCAUCCAGAGAUGUGACCUCUUCCAGCCGCCAGAUCCGCACGAAGGUCAUGGACGUGCAUGAUGGCAAGGUGGUGUCCAGCCAUGAGCAAGUCCUUCGCACCAAGAACUGAGGCUGCCCAGUAGUGCUCAG
Molecule: messenger RNA, 1433 nt
Organism: Sorex fumeus (smoky shrew)
Lineage: Eukaryota; Metazoa; Chordata; Mammalia; Eulipotyphla; Soricidae
Product: keratin, type I cytoskeletal 14
Exons: 8
Coding region: 1-1413 (470 amino acids)
Cellular component (GO): keratin filament
Molecular function (GO): structural molecule activity
Source: RefSeq, a predicted model, not a curated record